Messenger RNA from Coccinella septempunctata (seven-spotted ladybird), 766 nucleotides. Its product is annotated as elongin-B-like. The record is from RefSeq and is a predicted model, not a curated record. Bases 153 to 518 code for a protein of 121 amino acids. Lineage: Eukaryota; Metazoa; Arthropoda; Insecta; Coleoptera; Coccinellidae. Gene Ontology annotation, cellular component: VCB complex; elongin complex. The transcript is spliced from 4 exons. Gene Ontology annotation, biological process: transcription elongation by RNA polymerase II. Gene Ontology annotation, molecular function: protein binding.
AUAUUUAUUUGAUGUUCUGUGAUUAUUAUUGAGUCUAUGGUAUGACAUGAUACUGUAAAAUUGGUAAACACUGUUGUGAAAUGAUUAAAUAUUAGUGAAAUUCUUUAGAGAAAUCUGAGCGAAUUAGCUCACUUUUAAAGAACGAUAUCAAAAUGGAUGUAUUCUUGAUGGUUCGUCGAAAAAAAUUGACAAUAUUCAUCGAUGCAAAAGACAUAACAACCGUGUUUGAACUGAAAAAAAUUAUUGAGGGGAUACUCAAAGUUCCGCCAAAAAAUCAGAGACUUCACAGUAGGGAUAGUAGCAUAAUGGAAGAUGAAAAGCAGUUACAGGAUUAUGGUCUAACAUCACAUACUGCGAAGGUUCAAAAUCCUGCUACAGUCGGACUAACUGUACGUAUUUGUUCCAGGGAUGAAAAUGGUGAAUUUGAACCAUUAGAAUUAACCCCAUAUUCAGCACCUCCAGAUCUUCCAGAUGUUAUGAAAUCACAAGAAAUCAAUGGUCAAGAACAAUCACCCUAAACUAGUCAUAUCAGAUUUGUCACUUUACAUUUCAAGCUUAUUCGGUUUAUGUUGCAAAUCCAAGUAAGCAACUCAUUUAUUUUUGCUGAGAGUAUGUACUACAACUAAUUGGAUAUAUUUUUUAUCCUAUAUUAAUAAAGAACUGUCAUGGAUUCAAUCCAAAAUACGACAAAAUCUACAUUUAUUGUGAAUUUUUAUUUUCAGUUGCUGUUAAUAUAAUUGUAAUAUAUUUAUUUCUGUUUGUUCUA